AGCGGUUUAGAUGAUGUAUGUAUGUAUGUAUGUAUGUAUGUAUGUAUGCAAACAUGAAUAUGACAAAUUUGUACAGUAAGGUAAGUUCCAGAUAGUUCCUUAGCUUUCAGCUGUUUUGGCACUCUACAGAAAUCGUAUUCUAAGAGUUUAAAAUCAUUAAUUUCACACAAAAACUAAACGAAGCCAUACAGCCUGUUUAUACCUUUGCAUUAACUUGUAUAUAAUAUCUGGCUCAUAUCUGGAUAAACUUUGGCCAGAAUGCAUCCCUAGUUUAACAAGAUGAAAUCUGAUUGUACUUUCCCCACAUAACUGUAAUUUGAUAAUUCACAGUUGACAGCUGACAAUCAUAUCACUCAAAACACAGGACGCAAUUAAAAUCUGAAAUCUAAAAAUAAAAUGGACCUAACCCCCCCUUAAAACCUGUACCAGUCAGAAUUUCCAAAUCAUUAGAGUCCUACUUCUUAACACCUUGUCAGCAUUCGUAUAACUAGUACCAUCAAAGACUGAGAAGACUGACCUGGACCAAAGUGCUGACUUUGGAUCUUCUCUGUUUCUUUUAUUUUAUAUAGCAAAGUUCAGGGUAGAUUUGGCAACAGUCACUUCCAGGCCAGCACUGAGGAGGAAGGCCUGGCAUAUGAUGUCAUGGAGAACAUUGUGUCAACUUCUCCCAUACAGAGCCAUCCCUUAUGCGUUUGUGCUGCCUCUGUCUGCUCUACAAGGAAGAGAUUUGCAUGAGGCCAAAGCCCAAACCUCAUAUUUCCCUGUAAACACAUGUUAGCAUUGGUUGGUAAAGAAACAAAACCAAAACACCUCUAACAAGAUCUGUUCUGUGGAAGAACACUUGCACAUUUGCCAUUUUUCGUCAACCUGCAGCCGCCAAGAGAAUGUGUUUCUGCUGGCACAUCAUAUCGCAAUGCUGGCUGAAAUUCCCUGCAGUCUGCGCUAAGGUACAGAGGAUUUUAUGUCCAUUUUUGUGUUAAGUUUUAUGACCUGGUUUUUUAAAUGUAUUGACAGGAUGAAAUCAUAGUGAGACGCUGAUGAUAAAUGGCUGAUUCAGGCUGUUUUUAAACGGUGUGCUAAAGGAGUGUCUUCAUUGUAGGGGAGUGGCACUGUUUCCUCUGCCGACUCGCAUUAGUUGGAUUGAGUUGGAGAGCUUGUGUCUUGGAGUUUAGAUGAUUGGUGAGACUGGGAAACUUUCAGUGGAAAGGAAACCUCUUUUUUUACUUGCUGGGGAUGUUUUUGCUGUCACAUGCUUGCGGUUAGACAGAUGGAAUUUCUCACCUUCCAUAAUAGUCAACACCUGGGUUAUACAGCCAGAGCUUUUCGGUUCACAUCACUGUCCAGAAUCUCCUCGCUUGUCUGCAGACUCCUCUUUAAGCAGUCAUGACCCCACAUUGGCAGAGUACUGCUCGCUGUUGGGCGUCGAGCACUCUGAGGACGAGCGGCCAGUGAGUGCCGUGUCCACACUCUCGUCGACCUCCUCCGGAGAAGGCCAGAGCAGCCCCUUCAGGGGCCCCAUUCUAGCCCCAUCCCGGCCCUCCCCACCCGCAGGCCCUGAUAUUGACCUGGAGCUCAGCCCUCCUGAAGAACGAGAAGAGCCUUCAACUUUACUGAAGCCUGGAAGCAGGAGGCCAAAGCAAGACCCCUCUGAGGACCAGUGCAACCACAACGCAUCCAGCACUGGAGCCAGAACUCCACCACAGAACUCAGACGCACCUUCACCCGUCGCCACUGAAGCCAUGGCGCCCAAUCCUCAGAUCACCUACGUGGACCGUGUUGUCAUGGAGAUUAUAGAGACAGAAAGGAUGUAUGUCAGGGACUUGUGCAGUAUUGUGGAGGACUACUUGGCUUAUAUUAUCGAUGCCAGAGACUUACCCAUUAAGCCUGAGCAGGUUAGCUCCUUGUUUGGGAACAUCGAAGUCAUCUACGAAUUCAACAGUGAGCUGUUGCAGUGUUUGGAAAUGUGUCACAGUGAUCCUGUGGCCAUCGCCUGUUGCUUUGUGGAUAAGAGCCAGUAUUUUAACAUCUACACUCAGUACUGCACAAACUACCCCAACUCAGUGGCCACCCUCACAGAGUGUAUGAGGAACAAAGCGCUGGCUAAGUUCUUCCGGGAUCGGCAGGCAUCUCUGGAGCGCUCCCUCCCUCUGGGUGCCUACCUGCUCAAGCCUGUGCAGAGGAUUCUGAAGUACCAUCUGUUGUUACAGGAGAUUGCCAAACACUUUGACCCUGAAGAGGAUGGCUAUGAUGUAGUGGAAGAGGCCAUUGACACCAUGACAGGGGUGGCCUGGUAUAUCAAUGACAUGAAGAGGAAGCAUGAGCAUGCAGUACGGCUGCAGGAGAUCCAGUCUCUUCUGAUCAACUGGAAAGGGCCUGACCUCACCACAUAUGGCGAAUUGGUCCUUGAGGGAACCUUCCAUGUCCACCGCGCAAAGAAUGAGAGAACACUCUUUCUCUUCGACAAGAUGCUCCUCAUCACCAAGAAGAGAGGAGAGCAUUACGUGUACAAGACCCAUAUCACGUGUUCCACUCUAAUGCUGAUUGAAAGUGCCAAGGACUCGCUUCGCUUCAGUGUGACCCACUACAAGCAUCCCAAACAACCUCACACAGUGCAGGCCAAAACUGUAGAAGAGAAAAAGCUGUGGGCCCAUCACAUAAAGCGGCUGAUUCUGGAGAAUCAUCAUGCCAUCAUACCGCAGAAAGCCAAAGAUGCCAUCCUGGACAUGAGCUCGUCUGGUCCGGUGAAGUACCGUUACAGUCCUGAGAGACUGAAGAAGCCCAUGUCCUCUCAGAAUGAGGACUUCCCUGCUGGAGGACGAAAGGGACGAAGGCGAUCAGAGCCAAUGAAGCAGAGUGUGAAGAACACAAAAGGAACACUCAAGCAUGCAGACAGCGUGGGUACUCUUCUGGCAGACAGCAGCCGGCGCCCCCUGCAGGCUGCUGCUAGCAUCUGCACCAUGAGCUCCAGCCUGGGCAAGCCCGAGGCGGAGAGGCCUGCCCUGCAGGAAAUCAGGUCCGAGUGGCUUCAUCUCCGCACUAACUCCCUCGACCGGCUGAGUGCAACCGACCUAGAAGCCCGCCGGCUAGAGAUGCCAUUCCAGAGGGAGGAAGAGGAGAAAAAAGAGAGGGAGGUGGAGGAAGAGCAGGGUGGGAGUGCCGAGGAGGAGGAAGAGAUUCUGGUGAAGGAUGAGCAGGUAGCUGACUUUGCCAGCUCAGUGUUGGCCGCCAUCUCCUGCUGGCACUAUAGAGCCAGGGCUUUGCUUUUCACUCGAGUCCCAACGUAUGGAGAUGAGGAAGAGCCUAGUGAGGAGAAUGAGCUGGGGACUAAGAGAAGCCAAACUUCCUUUGAAGAAGAACAAGACUUGGGACUUUGUGAACAGGACUCUUCUGGGGAUUACUGCUCACAGAGCUUUUCUCUGGCUGGAGGCACAGAAGAGUCAAGGGGACAACAACCUCCCCUUCACCCUGAAAUGUCUCAGGAUGUAGACAUGGAGUGUGAAGAGACUGUGGAGAGCAGUGUGGACUCAUCAUCCCCUAUACGUAAUGAGAGCCAGCUAGAGGACAAGGGAACUCCAUCAAGCAGGAACCUCACUGAAGAUGCAGAAGACCUGGAGGAGGAAGAUGAUGAUGAAGAGGAAGAGGAGGAAGUUUUAUCAGGUACCGAACCUACCAGCAUCCUUCCUACAUCUGUGCUGGACAAGGCCAGUGAUAUUGCUGAGCGGUUUAUUAGCAGCCUCUCUCGAAGAAGCAGUCUGGUGGUUGAUGACGUGUACUCCAUUGGAUGCCACUCGUCUCGCACAGGCAGCAGAAGGAGUAGUUUGCUCAGCUUAAAUGCUGACUUCUUGGAGAAAGAGAAAAUUCAUGAGUUGAACUGUUCUUCCCCAGAGCUACAUGCUUUCAUACCCAUAGCUGAACCAUCAGCCUCAAGCACUGUUACUGACCGAUUGGCCACCCCAGACCAAAGACCACCAAACAAACAAGACACCCUCUCGAAAAAGGACAGAAUGCUUAUCCACAAAAUAAAGCAGUACUAUGAGCAUGCUGAGCACCAGGAUGCCAAUUUCAGCAUCAAGCGCAGAGAGAGCCUCUCUUAUAUCCCAGCAGGGUUAGUCCGUAAUCUGAGUCGACAGAUCAAUGGCCUACCCACUGAUGAAGAUAUUGCAGUUCACAAGAAGGUCUCCUCAGUUUCAAGGCCAACUUCCUGGGCAGUUUUUAACCUUCCUGGUCUGGACAAAGAAAGGAACUCUAUGGCCAAAGACGCAAGUCUUCCGGCCACUGUAGAUGGCAACGAUGCUAUGGUUGGAUCUCCGGUAGUUGGUAAAAAUGAGGACUUCCGGCCCUCAGCUGAGAUGCUAAGUGUUUGGCAAGACAUGGAGGUAGAAAUUGUUGAGGGCUCAGAAUCCCAUCAGGAUACUGGUAAGGAUGGCCUUAGUGACGUUGUCAGGCCUAACCAGAAGCAAAAGAUAAAAGAGAGCUCUGAUGGUGAAUCUGGUGAACCCCUGCUAAUAUUGGAAGAGUCGGACAGCAGCAUGGCUGAACAAGGGUCUUUAACCCCUUCCCCAGUUAGCAACUAUGCGUGGAAGGACCAUGAGCUGGAGCUCAGACCAAACAGUGAUAACACGCUCCAGGAAAGACACAGAGUCAGGCAUGCUCCUCUGCCAAAGAUUAUCUCUCUGAGGUCAGGCUCAGAGGAAGACCUAAUUCUGCAAGAUAUGGAAAAGAUGAAGAACAAGGUGUUUCAGCUGGCUAGGCAGUAUAGUCAGCGUAUUAAGAACAGCAGGCCUGUAGUGAAGCAGAGAGCCAGAGUGCCUGAGAGCCACUUUGGCCAGACGAAUCUGGCCUCCCUUGUAGAGGACAGAUCUCCAGUGCACGAGAAGGGUUUGCGCAACCUCAUACUGCCACAUGGUUCUUGUGAGCACACAGAACACAGUCCCUCUCACAGCCCCUCCUCCUUGGACAGUCCUCGAUUGCAGUCCUCUAGCAGAGCACCUGUGAGUCCACAGAGCCCAGUCUACACUGAGAACUUCCAUUGGCCAGACGUAAGAGAGCUACGCUCCAAAUAUUCCCGUCGUGGCACUCAGCCUCUUGCAGUUAACCGUAGCUGCUCUGUUCCAGACCGAAUACUUGAGACUUUACCCAGUGAGCACAAAGCCCAGCGUAGCUGCUCCUGUUCCACCCCAGUUUAUGGCAGCUCAACACCAACAAAAGCCACAGCAGCUUCUUGCUACGAGUGCCAGGGACUUGCAGGGCAAACAGUGACUAAACUGUGCAAAGCCAAUUCUGUGGACUACGUGCUGGAACCUCUUCAUUUGAAAAAGCAACGGAACCCCCCAGACGCCCAGAGUAACUGUUACAUCUCUGGUGAGGCCACCCAGCCCAAUGACAACAAGGUCAUAAUAGUAGAAAGGAUUAUCGGAGAACAGUCAGAGGAGAAUGGCCUUGCAGGGGAAGAGAAAAAAGAGGAGACUGAUGAGAACCAUCUGAGGUGGGAUCCAGACCUUGAACUGCCAGCUAUAAUAAAGGACAGAAAUCAUGACUUGAGGUUGCACACAUGGCUAGACAGUAGCAGAACGUAUCCGUUGAGGUCACUCGGAAAGACUGAGACCAGCCAGCACAGUUUGGUCAGAAACCUGCGGGAGAAAUUCCAGAACCUUAGCUCGUACACGUAGACGACAUCGUGAACUGCUUUCAAAUUCUUUACCAUUGUAUAUAACUGCAGAAAAACAAUGUGUGGUAGCACAGACAAAGACAGCUAGGCAUUAUUUUGGUUUUGCCAGUAUGUCAUGCAUGCAGUUUUGCAGUUUGUAUGUUUUUAAGAAUGAAAGUGAUCGAGACUUAAACCAUUCCAGUUGUGUGGUUAUGCUGUAUUGGCCAAACUAACUGGAAAAGGGACACUUCAGAACUUAAGAACCUCAAAGGAAAUAUUUAUAAAAUGGACUUUUGGUGUAAUUGCACGUAUAUUAGUGUUUUCUUAUAUUUUGCAGUUUUGUUUAUCUAUGUACAAAAACUUUUUGUUAACUGCAUAAUCUGACACUGGUAAGCAUACUCAGGAGAAAUGUACCUCUGAUAUGCUAUAAUGGGAUAUAUAAUUUUGGGAUAUGUAUGAUGACCAUGUUUGUCAGACUAUUUACCUGAAGGGUAAGCUGAAGCAGCCAAUAGCAAAAUGUCCACAACAGUACAGGACAGUCAAGCAUAUAAUGGACAGUUUUUUCUAGACUGUAAUUGAGAAUUCAAAAAAAAUCUCAUUUUUCUAAUGUAUGUUAUUACAGUGUACUGCGUUGCUUGUUUUUACCUUACAUGUAACAUUGUUUGUUAGUCAGGGCUGUUCUUACUUAUCCCAAAACUGUUAACUCAUUCAGAUUACUGUAUGUACAAAGCCUAGGAUCUUUCAAAUGAGUCUUAAACAACUAGUAUGUGCAAUGCUUUACAGGUUAUACAUUAAUUAGUAACUUUACAAUAUGGCAAGUGUACUGCAAUGUGAAGAAGCGUAUUCAUAUUUAUCAGAUACAGGUGAAAGGUGUGUGAGUAUUAGGUAAUACGAAGACAUUGCCAGGUCUGUCUGCGUUGUCCGUGUAUAUAUAUAUAUAUAUAUAUAUAUAUAAGCACUGCAGGGGAAUGAGGGGAAUCUUAUAAAGCUGUCACUCCACAGUAAUAAGACGACUAAAGGAUUAUUCCAAUUAAACACAGUCAGUGGACAACAGAGGAGGUGGACUCAUGGAUUCUUUUUGAUCUUUUAACACUUAAAGUCUUGUAUUGCUGUCCCAAGCUUUAAUCCACAUUUUAUUGGUCUAAAAAGAAUAAUUAACAAUUUAAGCUGUUAAGCACAGAAUGAAUAUAAGGAUUUAUAAACUGUUCAGUAUUUCAGGUUGUUUCAGUAGCCUAGUUACUGUGUAAUUAUUCAUCUGAAUGCACAAUGUCACAUGUAAUAUCAUACAAAUUUUAUGUUCUCUACUUUUGCAGUAAUCUUUUAAGGUUGUGAGCUAAGAUCACGUAUGAUGACCACAAGACAUCGUUAUAAAAUGUUAAACAUGUUGGCUGGUCAGUACUCAGGAAGGUGUGGAAUAACCAGAGAAAUGGCUAAUGAAAUAGGGAUACACAGUUGCUGAAUUUUUUUGGCCGAUUAUCUUUUUUUUGUUGUUGUUUUUAAGCAAAAUUGACUAUAUAAUUUUUUUUAUUUAUUUAUUUUCAUACUGUCUGGACUAAAUGAACACAUGAAACACACUAGCACA
Messenger RNA from Colossoma macropomum (tambaqui), 7229 nucleotides. RefSeq names its product pleckstrin homology domain-containing family G member 3. The record is from RefSeq and is a predicted model, not a curated record. Lineage: Eukaryota; Metazoa; Chordata; Actinopteri; Characiformes; Serrasalmidae. Gene Ontology annotation, molecular function: guanyl-nucleotide exchange factor activity. The transcript has 18 exons. The coding region runs from base 1173 to 5669 and encodes 1498 amino acids.